Molecule: messenger RNA, 7582 nt
Organism: Gymnodraco acuticeps
Lineage: Eukaryota; Metazoa; Chordata; Actinopteri; Perciformes; Bathydraconidae
Gene: ptprk
Product: protein tyrosine phosphatase receptor type K
Exons: 42
Coding region: 247-4755 (1502 amino acids)
Biological process (GO): protein dephosphorylation
Cellular component (GO): membrane
Molecular function (GO): protein binding; protein tyrosine phosphatase activity
Source: RefSeq, a predicted model, not a curated record
UCGCGCUUUCUCACUCCGCGUGAAACAAAGUGUAGUGUCCGCGAGAGCCCGUAGGAAGCGAAAAGAGAGAAACCGGAGACAGAAUGGAGCUUCUGAAUCCACACCAGGAGGAAUAAUAAUAACAACAACCCACUAAAGAGAGAAAUAAAGAAGACUGAAGACGGAGGAGAGAACGGAGAACACUCGCAGGAAAAACUUUUCCGGGGAAAAACUGUUACAGACUCUCACACGGCCACGUUUGAAAACAUGGAUACACUUUUCCCCGUAUUCCUGGGACUCCUGUUUCUCUUUUCGGCUAACGUGUCCGGGCAGAUACCGACAGCUCACAUGGGGCGCGCUGAGAAGGGGAGCUGCAUGUUCGAUGAGGGUCUCGCAAAGUGUGACUACCAGCAGGAUCCCUACGAUGAUAUUGACUGGACGCACAUCAACACACAGGAAGUGGCGUACGUCUCUCCAGAACUGCCCAAAGGUACCUACAUGUACGUGGACGUCUCACAGCACGAUGAGGGGACGAAGGCCAGGUUUCAGCUGCCUGUGAUGAAGGAAAACGACACUCACUGCAUCGACUUCAACUAUCUGCUCACUAGCCCCGGAGGCUUCAGCCCCGGCACCCUCAACGUCCUGGUGAAGGUAAACAAGGGUCCCUUGGCCAACCCUAUAUGGAACGUGACCUCCAACACUGGUAAAGGCUGGAUGAAGGCAGAACUCGCCGUCUCCACCUUUUGGCCCAAUGAAUAUCAGGUCAUUUUUGAAGCUGAGGCUUCGGACGGCGCCGGCUUCAUCGCCAUCGACGACAUUCAGGUGCUCAGCUAUCCAUGCGAUAAAUCUCCUCACUUUCUUCGUCUCGGGGAUGUGGAGGUGAACGCCGGACAAAAUGCCACAUUUCAAUGUAUCGCUACAGGACGAGAAACAUCCAACAACAAACUCUGGCUGCAGAGGAGAAACGGAGAAGAUAUUCCCGUGGCUCUGACCAAAAACAUCAACCACAGACGCUUCGCCGCCACCUUCCACCUUAAAGAAGUCACCAGUCAGGACCAAGACCUGUACCGCUGCGUCACCCAAUCAGAUCGCGGCUCCGGGGUUUCCAACUUUGCGGGUCUUAUCGUCAGAGAGCCUCCGCACCCCAUCGCCCCGCCCCAGCUGCUGGGUGUCGGCCCCACAUAUCUGCUGAUUCAGCUGAAUGCUAACUCCAUAUUUGGAGAUGGACCUAUUAUACUAAAAGAGGUUGAGUACCGCAUGACAUCAGGCAGCUGGAUUGAGACUCACGCCGUCAACUCUCCAAACUACAAGUUAUGGCAUCUUGACCCCGACACAGAGUACGAGGUCCGAGUGUUACUAACCAGACCAGGAGAGGGUGGGACGGGCAAAUCUGGACCCCCACUCAUCACCCGGACCAAAUGUGCAGAACCCAUGCGGACUCCUAAGAGGCUGAAGAUAGCUGAGACUCGGUCCCGUCUGAUCGCAGUGGAUUGGGAGUCGUUGGGCUACAACAUCACUCGCUGCCACACCUUCAACGUCACCAUCUGCUACCAAUACAUGACCGCCAACAACCGCAGCAAAGCCGGCUGCCUGGACAUGGACCCUAAAGCACCGCGCCACCUGGUUGGAAACCUGCCGCCGUACACCAACGUCAGUCUGAAGAUGAUUCUGACCAAUCCCGAGGGGCGGAAAGAGAGCGACGAGACCAUCAUACAAACUGAUGAAGAUGUCCCAGGGUCCGUUCCCAGUCAGUCUCUCAGAGCCACUCCAUUUGAAGACCGAAUUCUUCUUUACUGGAAGGAACCGACUGAACCCAACGGAAUCAUCAUACAGUAUGAGAUCCACUACAGUGGGGUGCGUUCAUUUGACCCCUCGGUGCCUCUCCAGCGGCCGGGGCUUACAGUGUCUCUGCCCUCCAACGCCACCCAUCACCUGUUCUCUCAGCUCCACCCAGGCGUCACCUACCAGCUCCUCAUCCGCGCCUCCACCUCCAAAGGGUUCGGCACUGCGACCACGCUCAACGUGACUACUAAUAUUUCAGCCCCAACAAUAGAUGAGUAUGACGGGUCAGAGGCUUUUCUGAAUGAAACUGCAACAACCAUCACCAUCCUGCUUAAACCUGCCCAGGCCAAGGGAGCUCCUAUAAGUGCGUACCAGAUUGUGGUUGAAGAAGUGAAUCCUCGAUCACGCCGUCAAGCUUCUUCUGACUGUUACGAGGUCCCGGUGUCCUACCACAGUGCAUCUAGCGGUGGAUCUCCAUAUUAUUAUGCCGCCCAGCUGUCCCCCAGCAACCUGCCGGAGCCGCUGCCCUUCACCGUCGGAGACAACAAGACGUAUCAGGGUUUCUGGAAUCCUCCAUUGGCUCCGAGAAAGAACUACAACAUCUACCUUCAAGCUGUUAGCAGCACGGAGAGGGAAACUAAGACACAGUGUCUGAGGCUGGCUACUAAAGGUGCUACAGAGGAGCCAGAAGUCAUCCCAGAUCCCGCGAAACAGACGGACCGAGUGGUGAAGAUCGCUGGGAUCAGUGCCGGUGUCCUUGUCUUCAUACUGCUGGUGCUGGUAGCCAUCCUAUUGGUCAAGAAGAGGAGGACCUACUAUUCAUACUCUUAUUACCUGAAACUGGCUAAAAAACGUAAAGACGCCAUCGGUACGACGCGGCAGGAGAUGACUCACAUGGUGAACGCCAUGGAUCGCAGCUAUGCUGACCAGAGCACUCUGCACGGAGAGGAUCCCAUGGCUGUGACGUUCAUGGACUCACACAACUACAACAACAGAUUGCCCAACGACCCUCUGGUUCCCACUGCUGUGCUAGUUCCAAUCACAGAUGAGAACCACAGUGCCUCUGCAGCGGAGAACAGCCGGCUGCUGGACGUUCCUCGGUAUCACUGUGAAGGAACCGAGUCCCCCUAUCAGACGGGACAGCUGCACCCCGCCAUCAGAGUGGCCGACCUGCUGCAGCACAUCAACCUGAUGAAGACCUCCGACAGCUACGGCUUCAAGGAGGAGUAUGAAUUGGUGAUACAGAGCUUCUUCGAAGGCCAAUCGGCCACUUGGGACGUGGCCAAGAAGGAUCAGAACCGCACCAAGAACCGCUAUGGGAACAUUAUAGCAUAUGACCAUUCAAGGGUUAUUCUCCAGCCCAUAGAAGACGACCCCUCCUCCGACUACAUCAACGCCAACUACAUCGAUGUAAGUGGAAACGCAUCGAAUGCUACUAUUGGCUCCCAACGAAACCAACGAAACCACACUCCCUCGCUCAUUUGGCUGUACAGGGAUGGCUACCAGAGACCAAGUCACUACAUUGCAACUCAGGGUCCUGUUCACGAGACGGUGUAUGACUUCUGGAGGAUGGUGUGGCAGGAACAGUCAGCCUGCAUCGUCAUGGUUACCAAUCUGGUGGAGGUUGGAAGGGUUAAGUGCUAUAAGUAUUGGCCCGAUGAUGCUGAGGUGUACGGAGACUUCAAGGUGACCUUUGUGGAGGUUGAACCUCUUGCUGAAUAUGUGGUUCGCACAUUUACACUGGAGAGGCGUGGUUUCAAUGAGGUGCGGGAAGUCAAGCAGUUCCACUUCACAGGCUGGCCGGAUCACGGAGUUCCAUAUCACGCCACGGGACUACUUUCCUUCAUCCGCAGAGUUAAAAUCUCCAAUCCACCUGCUGCUGGGCCCAUUGUGGUCCACUGCAGUGCCGGAGCAGGGCGUACAGGCUGUUUCAUCGUCAUUGACAUCAUGCUAGACAUGGCGGAGAGAGAAGGAGUGGUGGACAUCUACAACUGUGUGAAGGCUCUCCGCUCUCGGAGGAUCAACAUGGUACAGACUGAGGAGCAGUACAUAUUCAUCCAUGAUGCCAUUCUGGAGGCUUGUCUGUGUGGAGAAACAGCCAUACCGGUCUGUGAGUUCAAAGCUGCUUUCUACGAGCUGAUCCGCAUCGACUCGCAGACCAACUCGUCACAUCUGAAGGAUGAGUUCCAGACGUUAAACUCGGUGACUCCUCAGCCUCAGCCUGAAGACUGCAGCAUCGCACUGUUGCCUAGAAACCAAGAAAAGAACCGCUUCAUGGACGGUCUUCCUCCUGACAGAUGCCUCCCCUUCCUCAUCACAAUAGACGGAGAAAGCAGCAACUACAUCAACGCUGCUCUGAUGGAUCUCACAGAGGAGUUUCAGAGCUACAGACAGCCUGCUGCGUUCAUCGUUACCCAGCAUCCUUUGCCUAACUCUGUCAAAGACUUUUGGCGUCUGGUUUACGACUAUGGAUGUACCAGUUUGGUGAUGCUGAAUGAGAUUGACCUGGCUCAGGGUUGUCCUCAGUACUGGCCAGAGGAGGGCAUGCUGCGCUACGGCCCGGUCCAGGUGGAGUGUAUGUCCUGCUCCAUGGACUGUGACGUUAUCAGUAGACUGUUCAGAGUCUGCAACCUCACCAGGCCCCAGGAAGGCUACCUGAUGGUGCGUCAGUUCCAGUACCUGGGGUGGGCGGGACACAGAGAAGUGCCCGCCUCCAAACGCUCCUUCCUCAAACUGAUCCUGCAGGUGGACCAGUGGCAGCGUGAGGGGGAGGAGGGGGAGGGGAGGACCAUCGUGCACUGCCUAAAUGGAGGUGGGCGUAGUGGAGUUUUCUGUGCCAGCAGCAUUGUGUGUGAGAUGGCUAAGAGACAGAGUGUGGUGGAUGUGUUCCACGCCGUGAAGACCUUGAGGAACAGCAAACCCAACAUGGUGGAUACUCCGGAGCAGUACCGCUUCUGCUACGACCUGUCACUGGAGUUCAUCGAGUCCUCCUAAACAGAGGAGCCAAGAGGAGGAGGAGGUGAAGAAGAGCAUCUCUUCACUUCCCGUGUGUUUGAUCCUUUGCUUUUGCUUGGUCCCAACCCCCCUCCCCCCUCUGUGGGGGCCGUUCUGUAGCACCGUCCCUACAGAUGGAACAAGCAAGACCCAUUCCUCUUGUAAAGUAUCCAACAAAGGGAAGACUUUUACCAGAAGGAGCUGCUGGGAGUGCAACAGGGCGGGGGGGAUGUUACUCCUUUUACUCCUUCAUGCUUAUUGUACAGCUUUUUGAGUGCCAGCGGGCCCCUGUAUGUUUAGGGCCCCAUUUAAAUGUUUAGCCUCUCACCACAGCCCCACUCUCAUGGACUUGAUGCCUCGUGCUGUUCAGCUGCAGAGCUCCAUGUGCACUGCAGAUGUCUCCCUCGCCUCCUGUAAGCUGCUACCACAGCUUUUAAAAAACAGCACGUUUUCAGCGGCCCCUCAUUCCUGCUCUCAUGCUAAUGUCAUGCUAAUGUAAUGCUAAUGUCAUGCUAAUGUAUCAUGCUAAUGUAUCAUGCUAAUGUCUAAUGUCUCAUCAUGGUGAUGUUUAAUCUGCAGCCGGUACUCUUUUAUAAGAAAAUGAAAUGUAAAGGUACAGCCUGGCCACACUCUUCUGUUUUCUACUCCAUAAAUCAGCAGCAUCUUCAUUUUAUUUUACUGAGACAGAACAUUAUUACGUAUUAAAGUACUGAAAAGCCACUUAAAACCCAUUUUCCAUUGCUUACCAACAGUAGAUUGUCAGAAACCAUAGACAUAGAAAAGACCCUAAAGUCAAUGAAAGUGUGCUAAUUAAAUGAAGUAGCAUCUUAGGAACAAGACUGACAAUGAAACUAAAUCGGAGAAGUUUACCUGCGGAGUAUUAGGCUUUUCAUUUGUUUUACAAUAUCAUGAAGUGGCAUCUUAAAAUGUUACAUGUAGGAUUUUUGCUAAAGUGUAUACGUUAAAAAAAAGUGUGAAAUGUAUCAUUGUUUAUGUUUUCUGAGUUGUUGCAUCAUUGUUGAUCUACUGGAUAGUAGAUUUGAAGUCUUUUUUGUACCCUAAAUUGUACGAUUUUUUUCAACCAUAUAACAUUAGCGUACUCAUGUUCGUUUCAGGGCUGGGCCCAAUGCACUUUCAAUUCAGCAAAGUCACAAAUGGGACAUUUCAUUUCAAAAACGAAACGAGAAAAGCGGCUUAAACACAGAAUAAACGCUCUUUCAUGAAGCGUUGAAUUACAGUUUCCAUUUCUGGUUUGAAUGGAAUUGGAAGUGAACUGACCCCAGGCUUCAUUUGUCUCGUGCACUGGCGGCCAACACUUUUUAUUAUUCUUUUGUAGCUGAUUCAUAAAGCCAAAGACUUUGUGUAAAUAUGUCUAUAUGGAUAAAGCACAUUGUUUGUAUUUAUUGUUUACUUGCAUUGCUUGUAACAAUCAUUCUUCAUCCUAUGUUUACUCUACCACCAGCGCUUCUUAAACUGUGGCUCGGGACGCAAAAUGAGUGGGUUUCCUUCGGAGGGUUAAAGUAUGAGUAGGAUUUAAAUGAGCCCAUAAUGGGUCCUGAAUCCUGGGGUAAAAAAUACUACAUCUGCUCAAUUUGAGUCCAUGAAGAAAAGUUUAAGAACCCCUGAUCAAAGCUGUAUAUUAAAGCAAUAGACGUAGUUUUUCAGUAUUUAGGUGGAAUUCAGUAGUAUUGUCUUGUUUUCACUAAAUGAAACUCUGUGAUGUUACUGUGGUUUAUUUGUGUAAAAGCCCAUUGCUCUGUUUGUGGUCAGUAGAACAUCAGUGCAUUCAUAUGCACAGAGUAUUUUGGAUAAUAGCUCGUAUCCGUCUUAGCGGGGAUGAGCUGUUUAUCUUCAUCCUCAUAGCCUGCUCACCAUUAUCUCUGAAUGCACACGGCUCAGUGAGAGAAACAUGCAGGACUGUGGAACAAAAACAUUUAUUGUGCCUAAUCAUUUGAAUUUCCUUGUUGAAAUUAGCAUUUUAACAACAUCUUAGAUUGCAACCAGGCUCUGUUGAAUGCGUUCUCAUGGACGAUCAAUGUUUUGAAAACCUUUUGGAUCAUGAUUCAGUGUUUUAUUCAUCAGAAUGCUUCAUGAAUUAUUGAGUCUUUACUGAGUACCAGAUGUGUUUCUGUUGUGCCCAAACUGAAAAAAAUAACUUUAUUGUACAUAAAACGUCAGAGGUCCCACUUGGUUGGAGCAAGAGUAGCCCAGGCCUACUGUUGCCGAUGUUAUUGUAAAUAGGCUAUCAUGAGGACUCUAAAAGGCUCUAUUGUCGGAUGAACAGUAGAGGUGAUGGAUCAGAGCAUUGGUUCUGUUGUAGAUACAAAGUCAGAGAUUGUACACCUGUAGGACUCUACUUCAAAUUUUGACAGAUAUUAUUUAGAAAGCAUUAUAGCGUCCACUGAAUACAGAACUUUAUUCUGCUAGUGGAACAUCAACUUUUUGAGGGUUUUUUUCCCUGCAGAUUUCUGUUCUGACCCAAAGAGGAGAGAGAGGCCAAAACACAACGUAAAUACAGUGAGAUUACAAAACGGAUGGCCCUCUCUACAGCAUGCAGAGACAGAAAAAUAAAUACAAGUAUGUCAAUAGAAAUAAAAAAAUGUAAAUCAACCUUCUUGACUACACACUUAAGGGAAAGAUUUAGGAGCAAAUCCUGUUAAGAUGCCUGUAAUUCUUCCUUAAUAAAUCUGAAGUAACGGCCCUGAAGAGUGAAGCAGGUGUCUCAAUGAGAGGCCAUUCUGAGUAAUUGAUAUUCACCAUUCAUAGUUAUUCUUGUCUGUAAUGUUUGGCUUCUUUGCUGUAAUAAAGACCACUUCUUUAAUUAAAA